GCGCAAAACGAAUGGUGCGCAUGCGUCUAAACUCAAGAAUCUACGGGUAGUUCGUCGCAGCACAUGCACGGAUAGUGCAGUAGAGCCGAGAAUCCCGUAGCGUGUGUUUGUUUUUAAUUUCGUGAUCUACGAUCUAACUUUUUAACCUUAACAGAAUCCAACUUGUGAAAGAGGCUGUAUUCUUUCUCUCUCUUUUUCUUUCCCCCUCUUUUUCUCUUUCUCUCCUCUCUCUUUCUUUUAGUGUCUAAUUUUCCUGCCUUUCCCUUCCUCUAUUUUUUUUCGCUUUUUCUCUUUCCCCCUCUUUCGUUCUUUUUCUUUUCCCCUUCUCCUCUCCUUUCCUUCUUCUCCUUCUCCACCUCCUCCUCCUCUUCCUCCUCUUCCUUCUCCUCCUCCUCUUCUUCCUUCUUCUCCUCCAUAUCCCCCCUUGCUUCUUUGCUUCUCUCUUAUUUUGAACAUCGCUCUCUCUCGUGCUCCCUCUUUUUUCCUCUUACUAUCUUGCCUGUUUCUGUCGCUCUUAUAUAUUUUUCUUCCCCUCCUCCUCAUCCUCCUUUUCCUCUUCCUCCUUCUCCUCCUUACACAUAGUAUACUGACUCCGCUAUUUCUAAAAACGUAACGCAAUCGUGGCGACGUAUGCGAGGAGCGCGCCAGAGAAAACACGAGUGAGAAGGCGCGACGUACGAACAGCAAGUUGUAUUAAUUAUGAGAUAUAAUUGUGCAAGAAAAAUAAAAGAGUAAAGUGAUAUAAUAGUGAAUAACGAAAAAAAAGCGUUAUCGUUGUGCAAAACUAAACGUGGAAGGAUUGCUACUGUUUUGGAUCUUAAUCGCAACGUCGUCUGUCUCUUGCUCGUUUACGUUUAACGUUCACUUUUUCUUUUCGUUUCCCUUUCUUUGCAAUACCUUUUUGUUUUUGUAUCUUUUUCUAUUUUCGCGUGACCGCCAUAGGAGUAAUCAAGUAAUUGCGAUGUGUGAUAAUACUAACACGACGACGCAGAGUAUAGCGGACUACCUGUCACAGUUACUAAAAGAUCGAAAGCAGUUAGCUGCUUUCCCUAAUGUCUUCAUACAUGUAGAGCGCCUACUAGACGAAGAAAUUGCAAAAGUACGAGCAAGUCUUUUUCAGAUCAGUGGCGUCAAAAAAGAGCCACUGGUCUUGCCAGAACCAGAGGGUGAAAUCACAACACUUAUGGAAAAAGUUUAUGUACCUGUCAAAGAACAUCCAGAUUUUAAUUUUGUUGGAAGAAUCCUUGGACCACGAGGAAUGACAGCCAAACAAUUGGAGCAAGAAACAGGAUGUAAAAUUAUGGUUCGAGGGAAAGGAUCUAUGAGGGAUAAAAAGAAGGAAGAGUUAAACCGAGGUAAACCAAACUGGGAACAUCUGACAGAUGAAUUACAUGUUUUAUUGACAGUCGAGGAUACUGAAAAUCGUGCCACUUUGAAACUUGCCAGAGCUGUAGAAGAAGUCAAGAAACUCCUUGUUCCCGUGCAGGCUGACGGAGAGGAUGAGUUAAAGAAACGGCAAUUAAUGGAACUUGCUAUUAUCAAUGGUACUUACCGAGAUUCUAACACAAAAGUUGCAGCAGCUACAGCUUGCGAUGAAGAAUGGAGGCGCGUUGCAGCGGCUGCGGCAGAAACGCAGCGACUUCUUCCAGGUUUGGCCACACCUAUGAGGACGCCCAGUGCUCCAUUGGGAGCACCGUUAAUACUCUCGCCACGGAUAUCUGUUCCAACGACCGCAGCGUCUCUUCUGAACGGUUCCGGCCCACCAGGAUCACUUCUUUCUGCCGGUGAUCCACAUGGUUUAAUUUACACACCAUAUGCUGAUUACGCCAACUACGCAGCAUUAGCAGCAUCGCCUCUUCUCACGGAUUACACAGCAGCUGAUCAUUCUGGUGCAGCAGCCGCUGCGAAACAACGUAGGCACUUGGGUCAGAUUCGCGAGCACCCUUAUCAAAGGGCUGGUGCUUUGUCGUGAAUCCGGAGAGCGCAAUCGCAAUACUAUACGCGCCUCCGCGAAAAGGCUUGGAGUGCUAACAAUGGAAUCCACUCGCCCGUGCUAACACCUGGACUCUGGAACAACAUCCGCGUUCGAUCGGUUCACCAACCAGAUGACCACCUUCGUCGUUCGCAUCACCAGCCCUGUUCUUCGUCAAGUUUAUCCAUCCUGUACCCUCGUGUUUUUAAAUUGUAUAGCCUUGUUUAAAUUGCUUUGCUCGUUUUGUUAGCGUUUACUUUUACUGGCGUUUACCUCAACGUCGGACAGGUAAUUAAA
Apis dorsata (giant honeybee) is the source of this 2269-nucleotide messenger RNA. RefSeq names its product protein held out wings (gene how). Lineage: Eukaryota; Metazoa; Arthropoda; Insecta; Hymenoptera; Apidae. Bases 962 to 1972 code for a protein of 336 amino acids. The record is from RefSeq and is a predicted model, not a curated record. The transcript is spliced from 8 exons. Gene Ontology annotation, molecular function: mRNA binding. Gene Ontology annotation, biological process: regulation of mRNA splicing, via spliceosome. Gene Ontology annotation, cellular component: nucleus.